Messenger RNA from Thecamonas trahens ATCC 50062, 1725 nucleotides. RefSeq names its product HORMA domain-containing protein. Bases 1 to 1725 code for a protein of 574 amino acids. The transcript has 2 exons. NCBI's taxonomy places the organism in Eukaryota, Apusomonadida, Apusomonadidae. The record is from RefSeq and is a predicted model, not a curated record.
AUGGUCCGAUCUGUGGCUGCGGCGAUGGCGAGCGCUACCGAGUCUGUCACCGCAUCCGAGUCACUCUGCCUCGUCCGCAAUCUCCUCCGCUGCUCGAUCUCCACCAUUGCCUACCUCCGCUCGCUCUUUCCGGAGCACUGCUUCUACGACCGAACGCUCAAUGGGCUGCGGAUCAAGUCGCUCAAGCCGUCGACUGAUGAGGCUCAGGAACUGUGCAACUGGCUGGAGCAGGGCGUGUUUCCGGCGCUCAAGCUCGGCUACAUCGAUCACAUCAUCCUCGGCGUCUACGAGGCCGCCUCGGACGAGCUCGUUGAGUCGUACCACUUUCAGGUCCAGUACCCAUCGGGCCCCGACGGGCUGCCGCGAUACGACGCCGCGACGCCCGCACCCGCCACAGACCAAAAAGAGAUCAAGUUCUCCACCAUCACCAUGAUGCGGACGCUGACGCUGCUGUGCCAGACUCUGCAGCCGCUCGUCGUCGACCGUUACAUCAUGAUGCGGGUCAUCUACUCGGACACCGCGCCGCCCGACUACGAGCCGCUCUUCUUCCAGCCGGCUCCGGCCAACGAGCCCAUGUUCUUCACCCGCAAGCCGCUCGAGUUUGCCGUCGGCUCGGUCCGGACCCAUCACCAUGUCUACGACAUGGGCAUGCGGACGGUGCUCGACGGGCUUGCUGACGACGAAGCCUCCCCGCCAGUGGCGCCGGCCAAGCUCGGCGUCUUUCCAGCUGACGUUCCGCUUGGCGCUUCGGCGCCGUCGCCAUCACCAUCACCGUUGCCGCAGCCGCCACGGCCUCGCCCCAGUCCCGAGUCGGAGCGCGACGAGCUGUCGUCGCUCGAGGCCGACACUCGCCGGCUCGAGCGCGAGAACGCGGCGCUGGAGGCCGAGCUCGCCCGUCUCGACGACGCCGCCCGCACAGCUGGCCCACGCAUUGUUGGCGGCUCCAAGCGGGUCACGCCGCCGCCGCCCACCCCGCCGGGUGCCGACACAGCGUCGGACAACCCGCGCAGCGACGCCCAGCUCGCCGCAGCCGUCGCGUUCCUUGCUGCAGAGCUACGCGCAGGCAGCGACCAUGUCUCGCGGCGCGUGCUGCAAGACCAUCUCGGCUUGCGGACCAAGGACCAAGGACUGGCCGUCAUGCACAACCUACGCGACCUUGAUCUCGUCGCUUACUCGCCAAGCGUCGGCCGUUGGAUGCUGCAGGCAGCGCCCAUCGCGGCAGCAGCGGGCAAAGUCAACUCGCCGCGCCGCCGCUUGCGCAAGCGGCGGCGGGCCAAAGGCAACUCCAGGUCACUACACCCAAGCUCGGGCUCGGGCUUGGGGACGGGAUCUGGCUCUGGCUCGGGUUCGAGUCCGGGCUCACCCAAGCGGCGCAGAACCAGUCUGCGGUCGGGUUUGCGGUCGGGAUCCGGGUUGGGCUCGAGGCUGGAGUCACGGUCGGGCUCGGGAUCUGGGUCUGGAUCUGGGUCGCGCUCGCAGUCAGAGUCGCCGCCGCGAGCGUCGUCGCCGUCACCGUUGCCGCGUGGCGACCCUCUCCGCUCAGUCUCACAGCCCGUCUUGGGCAAGAACGCGGCGGCGGCAGCAGCGGCGGCAACACGGCCACGGCCGCGCGCCUCGGUCGUCAAGCACGUCUUGCGGGUCACGUCGGGCACGGCUCCGCAGCCGGUGAGCCAGCUUCGGUCGUCGGCGUCGCCGGCUUCGCCGUUGUCGCCGCUACAUCGUUAA